AUGUCUUGCUUUAUAAAAUUAACGCAAAGGACCAAAAGAACACUCUCUAUUGGUAUUGUUAUUAUAAUAAGAAGCAGAUUUUCAAAUUCAAGGGUAUUUACCAAAAGUAUAACUGGCUAAAUCAAGAGCAUACACAUACAACAACAAAAACCAAAUAACAAAUAACUCUAAAACUAUUUCCUCCAAAAUCAAUUCAAUAUCACCAAAGGUUAUCUCGAGACCUGUCAUGAACGAUCUACAUUUCCUUAAAUUGUAAAACUGUAAGAGAGCAUCUCCAUUGAAGGAAUUAAAAAUGACAGAAAAAAGUACAAAUAAGAAAACCUUACAUAAACAACCUUCUUUUGAUUUCACUCUCUCUGGAUUUUAAACAAUGGAUGAAGAGAGGGAAGAUUGUUUCCUUUAAUCAUAUGUUAGAAAAUAAUGA
Paramecium octaurelia is the source of this 424-nucleotide messenger RNA. NCBI's taxonomy places the organism in Eukaryota, Ciliophora, Oligohymenophorea, Peniculida, Parameciidae. The record is from the annotation of a GenBank genome assembly.